This is a messenger RNA of Sapajus apella (tufted capuchin), 962 nucleotides long. RefSeq names its product cancer/testis antigen 55-like. NCBI's taxonomy places the organism in Eukaryota, Metazoa, Chordata, Mammalia, Primates, Cebidae. The transcript has 6 exons. The record is from RefSeq and is a predicted model, not a curated record. Bases 1 to 933 code for a protein of 310 amino acids.
AUGGCGGCUCCAUCUUCUGUGCGUGUAUGGGGAGGUGUCCCGAGUCCCCAACGGGCUCCUGAGAGCCAGCCCCCAAACUCUCCUGUCCAUCUAAAGCGGGAAGGUGUUGACAGAGAAGACCUUGGGGGGCUGUACCGCCUGUGCUUUCCCCCCACGUCGUGUAGCACAUGCUUAUUUAUAUUUCCAGUAGGCGAGAAACUCCCUAAUUCGCGAAUGAAUUUAGGCUUAUAUCCGAAACGGGAGUGUGAGCCCCAGUUGAAAACUGUGCAGGGAGUUGUCACAAGUUUCUGUGGUGAUUAUGGUGUGAUUGAUGAGUCGAUCUACUUCAGUUGUGAUGUUGUGACUGGCAAUGAGCCUCUAAAAGUUGGACAGAGAGUUAAUGCGGUUGUGGAAGAAGAUAAAACACUUUAUGGAUUGAGAGCAAUCAAGGUGGACAUUGUGCCUUACGAUGCUGGACCCUCAGACGCAGGAACCAAACUUUUAGUUGGAUGUGUCACUUCUAUAAGUGAGGAUACUGUUUAUAUUAGUGACGACAUUAAUUUCUCCCUAGACAUUAUUUCUGAAGAUUUUGUGCCUUAUGAGGGCGACUGGUUAGACGUGGAAUAUUCCAGUGAGCCAGGCAUCUCAAACAUCAAGGCAAUCUCUGCGAAGCCCACCCGCUGGGCUUGCGCGGAAGAGGUCUGCAUUACUAGCGUCCGUGGAAGAAACGGAGUGAUAGAUAAUAAUAUCUUUUUCACCUUGGAUUCUGUGAAACUUCCUCAUGGAUACCAGCCUCAACUAUUUGAUACCGUCAGCGUGGUCAUGGUGGAGAGCACUCACUUCUGCUAUGUCUGGAGAGCGGUUUCCAUCAUCCCAGCGCAAAAAUCCCCCGGAUCCCAGGAUGACGGAGGCCUGGGAUGGCCUGAAACGAAGUGUCACAGUCAAAGCAUUUAACUGAAAAGGCAGCAGGGACAGCACGUUAA